UCAGGCGCCGAAGCCUCGAGUCGGUCAGCGGAUCGAGUCCUCGCGCGAUCCUCGUUCGGCCUCGGCGGGAUUCAUUAGUAUGAGGUUGACUGGAAACCCUGGAACAUCGGGGUUGCUGCCUUGAUUAUUUAUUUAAUUAGUGCCUAGAUUCUCUGAUAUCUCAUCCAAUAUACAAUUUAUAAUUCGCUGUCGCCUUGCGCCUGGUUGCCGAUAUCCACCGAAUUAGAACCUUGUAUAUACGUAUACCAGGGAUAGGUUUAAUGUCCCUGAUCCCCCUCCGAGACGGCUACCUGGCCCAUCCUUCUUCGACGCAUACGCGCACAAGGCUCACCGGCCCUCGCCUGCGCGCGCUUGUGUUCCAGUGAGGGCGCGCGCGCCAUACCAUCCCAACACCCUCCCAUCCUCACCGACUCACGCACAUCCUGACUAUAUAUCAUCAUCGGCGACUCCCGAAAACUCGAACAUGGGAAAUUCCUUUGGCGAGGGUGGCAGUCUUCCCGUCUACGCCAUGCGCCGCAAUCGAUAAGGGACAGCAGCGGUUGCAGCCGGAUCGAGUGGUGCUGCUUCUUAGUGGAAUCUGGUCUUGCUCGAGUGAGCCCUCGGAAAGGAACGAAGAGGAGGUACCGGGAGAAGAGACUGAAGAGAGAUCAUAAAGUGAGGAAACUGGAUAACAAGAAUAUAUAAGGCGUCCUUCUAUCGAGUCAAUUAUUGAGAUCCUGAGGAAGUCCGAUCUCGAUGACAAUUUGGUGCUUCAGGGCCGGCCGGAAGGAACGGCCACGAGGAAGAGGACGACCCGAAGAGAUAGACCGAGCGUAAUUAUAAGGAACGAAGGAAGGUGGAGAGCAGGUAGAAAAUAAUAAAGCUAGCAUUUAAAAGCAGUGUUAUAACCUUUAGUGGUAGUUUUGGUGCUGGUGGUGGUGUUCGUGGUGGUGCUCUAGUGGAGGUGGUUGGUAGUGACAGUGAGAAAGAAAGGUAAAGAGGGAGAGAGAGGAAUUUCGAUGAUUCGUAUGGGUCUAGUAGGGCCGCUCGGAGCAAGCGGAAGUCACGCUCAUGGAACUGACAGGAAGCUCACUACCAAUCGGCAAACUUCGACGACUCUCGACUGACAAACCGAGAACCUCGUCUAGGAAGAUUCGAGAUUGCGGUGGCAGUGCUGCUGCUGCUGCUGGAGGAGGCGUCGGGGGCCGCCGAUUCUUCGUUGUCUCACGAGCUAUUAAUCAAAUGAAUACGGACAUUGCGAAAAUGUCAAACCACGUGUCUGUCCGCCAUUGACAGUCACGCAUCCCGAUACCUGGAUUCAUUAAGGGCAAUCCCAAUAAAAUCCUCCGCACGAACGAUCGCAGCGCCAUCAUGGCAGCGGAUCCGAUCUCGACAACCUCAUCAGCGCUCGCAGUCCCUUUGAACUAUUGAGAAAUCGACCUGACCAUGAGAGCUGUACCGACCUGAAUGGACCUCGUGACAGUGAGCUAUACUAAAUUUCGAAUAACUCGAGCGAGCUUGUGUCUCGUCACGCUUCAUUUAUUUGUCGCGUCGACUCGAGUGAACUCGGCUGAAUUGGAGCGAAGGUUCACGCAUCGCGGGGCAUUGCGACGCACGGCAUCGUAAUUGAAAUUUCGCGACUGGCGAUCUGAGAGGGAGCAGUGGUCGGAUGAAAGAUCACAAAGGGGUUCAUUGAUGCUGGACUGACUGUCGUUUUUUUGAAAUUAAAAAAGAAAUAUAUAUAUAUAUACAGCAGCUGCCAGAUUGUCGGGACGAUCGAUACGCCUAAAGAAAGCAGUGGUUGAUAUCGUCAUAAGUUUUUACGUUAUAUUAAUACGGUCGAGCCUUAAGGAAAUGCGGAUCUCGCAUCCGGGGGAAAGAGUGAGAGGUGCUAGAGGUGAGACUGAGAAUCGGGAACGUCUUCCUCUUAACGGUCCUCAGAUUCGAUAUGAGGACUCGGCGGUGGCAGCAUCCGAAACGCGGCACUCCUUGUCUUCCCAGUGAAUCUGCAAGGAUAUUCAGAGUUCACUUACCUGUGUCGUCAUCGUUAUUGACAUCGUCAUUGUCAUCGCCAUUGUCAACAAGAAUCCCAUCGGUAGUCUCAUUCGCUCGUGGACAAGAUAAAGAAAAGGAUCUCUCGUCCGACAGACUUGAUCUUGACCCUCGCCUUCACAUGACCGGCUCGUCGUUAAAUAACACAGUCUGGGUAAAAAUACGCCGUCCGUCCAUCUGUCAGUCAGUCCGUCCGGAAGUCAGUCUGUGUACAGAAUCGAUAACGAUACAGCAAGAGGAGGAGGAUCUCCUUCAGGACGAAGAGAAGUUAUAGAGAGUGAAAGAGUGAAAAAAAAAGUGAGAAGUGAUAUCGAGAAGAUAAGGUGGAAGCGUGACGACGAGGACGACGCCGACGACGACGACGCCAUCGAGAAGAAAGAGGAAGCCGCCCCCGCCGCCGCCGACCCCCCCGCUGGUCGGCGAGGAGACGGUGGGAAGACGGAUAGCACGUGGCGAGUGUCGCGAACGAGAGAGACGGCUAAGGAGAGCAGUAGAAGAGGAGGACGAGGAAGCGGAAGAGGAGGAGGCGAGGACGGUGAAGAAGAGGAAGAGGAAGAGGACGAAGAGGGAGGAUCGCAAGGUGGCAAUAAGGUUGGAAGAAAGUGAAUGUGAAUUUUGUGAAAUUGAAGUGACGCCCAAGAAACCGGAAACGACAGUCUUCGUAGAGUCAGCAAGAUCGAUCAUCAACAAAGACAGUACUGACAUCCGGGCAAAUACUAGGUGUAAGAGGAGCGGCCGUUCUAUAAAAUAUCGUGUACCAUCCCCUUGUAAGAGGGGGUGGACGCCGUCAGCGCCGUCAGCGUGGGUGUCGGCGGAAGUGCCGGGGCUCGAUUGGCCCGCCGGCUCGCCCGCAGACUAGCACGCCGCUUCGCGAGCUCUUCGGGCCUUACGGGCCCCAGGCGUCGAUCGCGUCGAUCGCGUCGAUCCAGCAUGGCCACAACAAUAACACCAUCGGCGCUGCCAGCGACCCCCGAUACGGACGCGCCACCCGUUACGGCCCUCGUGGCCGAAUCCAUCCCAGCUGCGGCCGCGUCGAUGCUACCAGGAGAACAGUUCGGCUCUGGCAACAACUCAAGCCCCUCGACCCGUCCUCAUCGUACGACCUCAAGUUCCAGCGCCCACUCCAAUUCCAGCUACCCAAAUCGGUCGCGAGGACGAGCCAUGUCCACCAGGAGUCUUCAUCGACGGGUUUCCCAUCCUUGUCACGGAGUCGAGAAUCCAAAUGGCACAAAGUGCGAGCAACUUCCGUCCCGGAAGCUUGAAACCUCCUGGCCGUUCUCGUUGGAGGGCGAAGGCGGCGGAGGUGGCGGCCGUGCCAUAUCAGUCUGUGGUGCCGCUGGCGGUGGCGGCGUUGGUCCAGGUGGCGGUAGCGCUGGCGCUGGGGGUGGCGUCGGUGGUGGCGGGGUCGGAGGAGGAGGAAGAAGGGCGCCUAGUCUUCGGCUGGUGAACGGAAGGACCACCACUGGUAUCGGGCUCCACACCAGCAGCACAGAGUCCGUCAGGUCGCCGCAUCACAAUCUUGGACAGCAGAACAACAACAACGUCCUGGUCAGCAGCACGAGUCACGUGCACAACAACAAUUACAACAACAGCAGCUACCAUUACGGCAACAACAACAACAGCAAUCUAUACAACAACAACAACAACUGCCACGUUGGGAACAAUCCCGCCGCGAACAAUUAUCCGCGGCUGAACAAGGAUGACAGCAUCAAGAUCAGCAUCGAGAACACCAACACGUGCACCGACAGCCUCGUCACAGCACUAGACGACGAGACUCUACUUAUUACCGAUUUCCUUGGCGAUACCGGCAACGAGAUGAAUUACAAGGGAAGCGGUAAGGUCCACUUCGGGGUGGACGAUGUCUCCCUGUACGGGACCCCGAAGGAGGAGCUGGGUCCUGGGAUACCGGGACAGGAAGUCAAACAGAGCUUCCUCAAGAACCAGCUGCAAGCUCUGUUCCAGCCCACGGACAACAAGCUUGCCAUGAAACUAUUUGGCAGCAAGAAGGCUCUGAUGAAGGAACGAAUACGACAGAAAGCUGCUGGUCAUUGGGUCAUUCAUCCGUGUUCGAAUUUUCGGUUCUACUGGGACUUGUGCAUGUUGUUGCUGCUGGUAGCGAAUCUUAUAAUCCUGCCGGUUGCCAUUAGCUUCUUCAACGACGACCUCAGCAUCCGGUGGAUAGCCUUCAACUGUCUCUCGGACACUAUCUUCCUCAUCGACAUCGUCGUAAACUUCAGAACGGGCAUAAUGCAACAGGACAACGCGGAGCAAGUGAUACUGGAUCCAAAACUCAUCGCCAGGCACUACCUCAGGACGUGGUUCUUCUUAGACCUCAUAUCCUCGAUACCGUUAGACUACAUAUUUCUCAUAUACAAUCAGUUUCAGGACUACAGCGAGUCCUUCAAGAUCCUUCAUGCAGGCCGAGCCCUCAGGAUCCUCAGGCUGGCGAAGCUUCUCUCCUUGGUCCGGCUGCUGCGACUCUCGAGACUCGUCCGAUACGUCUCCCAGUGGGAGGAAGUCUAUAUACCCCUUUACCAACAGCCGGAGAGGCACUACGAGCGUCGGGCGACACCGCCGCAACCCGACCGAACCAGCAAGAUAUUGCAGAACCUACAAAAAAAACGCACUGAGCGGAGGGGGCGCCUAAGCUCUGACAAUAUGAAUAAAAAGAAGUCCGGUUUCAGCAAAAGCGACCUUAUUUUUAAGUUCCUGAACAUGGCUUCGGUCUUCAUGCGAAUCUUCAAUUUGAUCUGCAUGAUGCUCCUGAUUGGCCACUGGAGUGGCUGUCUGCAAUUUCUCGUACCGAUGCUUCAAGGAUUCCCUAGUAACUCCUGGGUGGCGAUUAACGAAUUGCAGGGAUCGUUCUGGCUCGAACAAUAUUCCUGGGCACUUUUCAAAGCAAUGUCGCAUAUGCUCUGCAUCGGGUAUGGAAGAUUUCCACCACAGUCAUUAACUGACAUGUGGUUGACUAUGCUCAGUAUGAUCAGUGGCGCCACCUGUUACGCACUAUUUCUUGGACACGCCACCAAUCUUAUACAAUCCUUGGAUUCGUCGCGUAGACAGUAUCGCGAGAAGGUGAAGCAGGUGGAAGAGUACAUGGCCUACCGCAAGUUGCCGAGGGAGAUGCGACAACGAAUCACCGAGUACUUUGAGCAUCGUUACCAGGGCAAAUUCUUCGACGAGGAACUCAUCCUCGGUGAACUCUCGGAGAAGCUCAGAGAGGACGUCAUCAACUACAACUGCAGAUCUCUCGUAGCCUCGGUGCCGUUUUUCGCAAACGCAGACUCAAACUUUGUCUCGGACGUUGUCACGAAAUUGAGAUACGAGGUCUUUCAACCAGGUGACAUCAUUAUCAAGGAAGGUACCAUUGGCUCGAAAAUGUACUUUAUUCAAGAAGGCAUCGUCGAUAUAGUAAUGGCUAACGGCGAAGUCGCCACGUCCUUAACCGACGGCUCGUACUUCGGUGAGAUCUGUUUAUUGACCAAUGCCAGAAGAGUGGCGUCGGUUCGCGCCGAAACGUACUGCAAUCUCUUCAGUCUCUCGGUGGAUCACUUCAAUGCCGUUCUCGAUCAGUAUCCGCUCAUGCGUCGUACAAUGGAGAGCGUUGCCGCCGAGAGGUAUAAGCUUUGGUUGAACAAGAUCGGAUGGAAUCCUAACGUGGUUGGACAUCGCGAGGAGGAUCUCGGAAGCGAAUCGAAAACUAUAAAUGCAGUGGUGAACGCCCUGGCGGAGCAGGCCGCGCACGCUAGCGCCAGUGAAGAAACGGUGCACAGUAUGGAGCUGAGGACACUUCCGGGGUGUAUGCUACCACGGCCAAAGUCGGAGAACAAUUUCACGAGUCAGGAACUCACGCGCGAGGGACGUAGGAUAUUUCACAAGAGCGACACCUUCCACAAGGACUCGUAUCAAUGACGACACUCCAUGUACUAGCGUACGCAGAGAUACUGAGGAAUGCGUCGGAUCUGGUGAACCGACGCCCCUCGCCAAGUCGUCGAACCGCUAGUCACACGAGGUGGAAAAACCUAUGGCGCAAUCACAUUCAGUAUCCCUGCAUCGGUCGCGGACUUUAUCAAUCCCGUCGCUAGGGGCGCUGCUGGACCGAACAAUUUAAAUAUUGCCUACGUGGUAAUUCCCGCCGAUAACGAUGACCAAGAAAUCAUAAUAGUGCUGGUCGAAUGAGAGAGAGAGAGAGAGAGAGAGAGAGAGAGAGAGAGAGAGAGAGAAAUUUAUAAUGGAAUCGAAGAGGAUAAACGCCCACCUCAAGAACCGUGUUAACUUGUUGAGAGUUCUUGGGGAGACUUUCUUUCUUUUCGCGAAAGAACAAAAGAAAAGUCGUGGUUGCGAAUUAUACGUGUUCAGUGCGGUUGAAACUAUACGAAUUUCUUUCCAAAGGCAAAGAGAAAGAAUAACGAAGGGUUAGACGCUGAUGCACUAUAUACUUUACAUGUAUAUACGGUGAGAUCGUGGUGCGGGAAAAGGAGUAGGAGCAUAGUAAAAAAAAAAAAAAGAAGAAAAGAAAGAAGAGGAGCUAUAAAUACUGCGUUAUUAUUUAUUAGUACCUAAUACGAAUAAUCGUUAUCGUUGCAACGACCUCCGCCGCCAAUAGAAACCAAGAAAAAAGGAAACGGAAAAAUGAAGCGUUAAUGUACAUACAGUGCGUAUACAAAAAUACGAAUGCGAUACGAAUGAUGGCGGACGCGUUAGCGUUUAAGGGUAACGUGUGACGCGGCACGAAUACGUCUAGUGAGAGAAAAAAAAACAAAAAUUAUAAUCUACGAGUAGAAUCGACAGGACGUCGUCGACGGAUUACCGACGGCGACGCUGUACGACAGCCUGCCUGCCUACCUUGCCUACCUGCCUAUCUACUCGACUGGUCCGCCAGUCUGCUGUCACGCUAUCCACACACGAGCCUGUCUGGCUGCCUGGUUGCUUCGACAUACGUUCACGUACACACACGCGAAAACACCCCCGGAAAUUGGUCCGCCCUCACGUGGAUAAGAAAAGUAAAAAAAUGGUUAAAUACAAAAAAAAGUAACGUAAGAACAUCACCACGAAAGCGAUAGAUCUCACGUAAUUAUUUUAUUAGCGAAAAUACUCGGGUUCGCGAUUUGUAUACAAAUCCAGUGGUCGACUCUGCCUUUUUAGAAAUUGUUGAGGAAUGGCCCGCUGCGGUACGUCAUAGGGUUCUCCAUUGUGACGCGUGACGUCUUAUACGAUUAACACGUCUUAAUUAAAGGUACGCGCAAGAGCCUAGAUGAAAAUUGUACGCCAAUGUAUUUGCACGAAAGCCGCUCUCUUCGUGGAACGAAAGUAAACUGCAAGUGUUCUUGUUUCUCUCAGCAGUAUAGAAUCCGUCUCGUAUCCCUCGGGGUAGUAUGAUGUUAAAAAAUGAAAGAAAUUGUUGUAUAUGAAGAGUACACGGGCGUAACACGUACAUGGACGAAGAGAGACCCAUCUCCAUAUGCACUACGCGUAACUGACGCACGCAUGCGGCAUUGGUGCGUUUUUCUGUUGAUAAGAGACGGGCACUGGCAUAGUGCGUUGGGGGGUGUUUUUAGAAUUUGGCGUUAUUAUCAGUAGUGGGUCAGGGGGGAGGGCGGUCACCACGUGCUAUAGCUCUCUCGAAUUUCGAAAGUAAAACAGGAAAUUAUUAUAGUUGCAAUUGUCGUUUAUUGCCGCGAAUCCUCUUACCGCCUAUUUUAUCAAACGAAUAGCGAAUAAUGGACAGAAGAAAGAAAAUGAAAAAAAAAAAUUGAAACAAUGGCACGUACGUACACACGCGCGGUACGUAAGCGCUCUAGUUGACAGAAGAAACGUGAGGAGAAAAGAAAUGAAUAAUUAGGUUUACUGAGAACGCGUAGCGUUGUAGCGAAUUUGCUAACAAUUAAUGUACAUGCUGUAGAUAAGAGUAGAGUAGGUGGGGCUGGAGAAGAGGAGGGAGAGAGAGAGAGUGAGAGUGCGAGAGGAUUAUAAGAAUGUGUGAGAGUGAGAGAGAGAGAGAGAGAGAGAGAGAGAGAGAGAGAGAGAGAGAGAGAGAGAUAAAAGCAGAGCCAAUGCCGUGCAUUAAAUAUGGACGCUCUCUUGGGUACCAGUGACGUAGAGAAAAUGAAAGAUUGAAGAAUUUCGAAAACUGCAUAACAGCCGUUGUCGAAGAGUUGCGAAAAUUAGUGAAUGCUGAGCUUUGUUUAGAGCACGUUUAGUCCAAGCGAGGUUUUCGCGAUUUACCAUAAUAAUGACGUCAGGCGUGACGCCAUUGAUUUCGCGAAAUAGCUUCUCCCUCUCGUACGAGGGAGACUCGUGAAUCGUGAAAGGAGUGGAAGAAAAAAAACAUUGUUUUGCGCGAUUAGAUGGGAAGUCAGAGAGAGAGAGAGAGAGAUAGAUAGAUAGAUAGAGAGAGAGAGUCCUCUUUUUACUCGUACGAGAGAAAAAAGAAAACAUGCGUAGCAAAAGCCUUGUAUAAAGAAAUCACCCUAGCGUCAAUUUCCUACGUGUAAUACACGCGCACAUACGUUAAAGUACUUGCGAUUAUGGGAACGCAGUACAACGCGCACGUAGGCAUACACAGAUUACUUGUGCAAAACACACACACACACACACACAAAAACACACACUGGUCUCACUGUCGGGUGAGACUGAUAAAACACUCAAAGACGUAUGGUUAUACAGAGUGAGAGAGAGAGAGAGAGAGAGAGAGAGAGAGAGAGAGAGAGAGAGAAGGAGGGAGUAGAGAAUAGAGAGUAGAGAGAGGGAGAAAAAAAAUUAAUUCAUAAGAUGCAUUACGUCGUAUGAAAAUGCGUGCGCGCGCACGUAAAUAAUAAAUUGAGAAUGAAGAUGGCGGCGCAAUCGCGGCCGCGACUAGAUUCAAUUAACUAGAUGAGAAAAGUCUUCGAAGCCUCGUGACACUCUAACAAUAGUAAAACUGAUACGCGUAUGUAAUAUGUAAAUCCGCGCGUACGCUAGAGACAAUGCGCGCUCGCGUUAUUCUAUGGAAAGUCGUUGAAUCAUACUGUUUUUACUGCUUCGUACACUGUUACUCGUGCCCGAAGUGGAUCGCGUCCUGUGUCUCUCGAUCGACCCGCCAUUUCUGGGAGUUGCGUCGGGCAUCCGUCCGGUGGCGCCACUAACGCAUCGUGGUAACCGAACGAACGACGUCUUUUCGUAUGCUUCCUCCUUGCUCGAACUUGUCAUCCUUAAUUUUGAUUACAUUGUCAUUUACCAUAAAUAUCGUAUCUUUUCUUUUUCAUUUUGGCAUUCAUUUAGCGUUAAACUAUCUACUGUAAUACUCCCCUUGCAAUAAUGUUACGGGAUCACAGGAGGUGAUCCGCGCUCAGGCACCUUUAAUAUACUUGCCAUAACGAAUGCCUUAGCCAAUGUAAUUGUACACACGGUGAAGAGAAGGAGAUGGAAAGAGAUAAAAGUAUCGAACGAGGAGAGAGAGCGAGGGGAAAGAGAGUGAGUUAGAGUGAAAGAAUGAAACGAAUAAUAAAAGGAAUGCGACGCGCAUCCUUCUGCGCAUAUCUCAUUGUGUUAAGUGAAACAGAGUGCAAAAUGCCUGAGACAGAAUCAGGCUCGUAGAAUCUUCGCUAGGCGUUCCAAUCUCCCCCGGUAUUGAGCUAUUGAGCUAGUGAGCCUGCGAGCUCGCGAACGAUCAUCAAUCCUAUUAGAGAAUGAAAGUGGAAUGCAUGUGCGAGUGCCUGCGGUGCAUCAUACGUGUGAUUGAGCUGGAGGUGGGAGAAGGGGAUGUUUGAGCUCUUUGGUUUGCGGCUGGUAAGCCUGAUCGAAUAAAAUUCUUGACUGAUUAAUCCGAAGAUGACAGCUUGAAAUUCGUAGAUGGAAGAAAUAUCUGACGUUGAACGGAUGCAUUGUCGUUUUAGUUCUUUAUCCUUAUCAUUUAUUUUUACUUUUAUUUCUAUCGGUUGUUAAACUUAUUGAAUAUACUUAAGACUAUUCCGACAGGGUGUUGACAUGGUAUAUCGCGCUAUGAGUAUUUCUCUCAUGCGAUACGAUUCAACCUAUAGAAUGACGCAAUAGCGAGAGUGAGAUGCUAGAAAUAACGCACCUGCUAAAGGAUUGAGAAAGAAGCUUUUCACAUUGAUGAAAGAUAAAGUAUAUAAUUUAAAUGUCUUAUUUUGCAAAUCAAUCUUCGGCAGAAGUGUCGAUCGGAUUAUGUUAUCAUUGUUUUAUUAUAUACUUCUGAAAUACAAUAUAUGAUUCAUUUGAAUGAG
This is a messenger RNA of Cephus cinctus (wheat stem sawfly), 10256 nucleotides long. It is a transcript of the gene Ih, whose product is annotated as potassium/sodium hyperpolarization-activated cyclic nucleotide-gated channel 3. Gene Ontology annotation, molecular function: voltage-gated potassium channel activity. Gene Ontology annotation, cellular component: membrane. Gene Ontology annotation, biological process: potassium ion transport; transmembrane transport. Bases 2962 to 5943 code for a protein of 993 amino acids. The record is from RefSeq and is a predicted model, not a curated record. The transcript has 17 exons. NCBI's taxonomy places the organism in Eukaryota, Metazoa, Arthropoda, Insecta, Hymenoptera, Cephidae.